CCGUCGAACCCGAGAGCUGUGCAGGAAUUUCCGUGAAUCAAUUCCGGUUGUGGUCAGCUUCAAACGUUUAUCAGUCCUCCUCGGUGAAGUAAAGUGCGUUAGGAAAUGUUGGGUCAAUUGUUACGUGCCGCGAACGGACUAGUGCGCGAAUGUCGCACUUAUUCGAAAGCGGCAUCCGUAAGUUCCGCCAAAUUGCAGGAACUGGCGAUGGAGGAGACCUGCUUGGUGGUAAACGAUCAGGAUCAGACAAUUGGAACGGCAUCGAAGCGAGACUGCCAUCGGGUCGCCCCCGACGGUAACAUCCGCCUGCACCGGGCGUUCAGCGUGUUUCUGUUCAACAGUGCGGGAGAUAUGCUGCUCCAACGGAGAUCCCGCGACAAAAUAACGUUUCCCGAUUGUUACACGAAUGCCUGCUGCAGCCAUCCGCUGUACGAUAUCAAAGGUGAGCGCGAGGAACUGAAUGCCCUUGGCAUCCGUCGCGCUGCCCAGCGAAGGUUGAACUACGAACUUGGCAUUCCGCUGGCACAGGUAAGAUCUCAAAACUUUCACUACCUCACCCGCAUCCACUACGCUGACCGGGGCGAUGGUACGUGGGGCGAGCACGAGAUCGAUUACAUUCUGUUCCUGCAGAAAGAGGUCGAUCUCAAACCGAACGAUUCGGAGGUUAGCGAAGUGCGGUACAUUAGCAGGAAGCAGCUGGACCAAACGAUCAGUACGCUGAGCGCACCACUCACCCCAUGGUUCCGGCUUAUCCUGCAGCACCGACUGCCGCUGUGGUGGGACAAUCUACAUCAGUUGAAAAAAUUCCAGAACCACGAGUCAAUCGAAAGAUUCUAAGGCGAUUCUACGAUCCUGUGUCACUAUUAAGGGCAUUAAGUCAGGCGUUGGGCGCGGGGUGAAAUGUCAAACAGAGGCAAUAAAAAGAUUUCAAAUCGUUUCUAGGUGUAAAGGGACCCCCUUCCGAAGUAAAACCGGUGACGGUAGUUCCGGAAGGGAUGGGAUGGAGAAGAAGCAAGUAGGGUUUAGUGGGUAGGACCUCGGCACCGAGGGAGAGUCCCACACUCCGUGCGUAAAUGUGGUCCCUACUUGUAAAAUAUAAAAAAAAAAAAAA
Messenger RNA from Anopheles cruzii, 1111 nucleotides. It is a transcript of the gene Idi, whose product is annotated as isopentenyl-diphosphate Delta-isomerase 1. The record is from RefSeq and is a predicted model, not a curated record. Gene Ontology annotation, molecular function: isopentenyl-diphosphate delta-isomerase activity. Gene Ontology annotation, cellular component: cytoplasm. NCBI's taxonomy places the organism in Eukaryota, Metazoa, Arthropoda, Insecta, Diptera, Culicidae. Gene Ontology annotation, biological process: isopentenyl diphosphate biosynthetic process; isoprenoid biosynthetic process. The transcript has 3 exons. The coding region runs from base 106 to 837 and encodes 243 amino acids.